GCGCGGCCCGUCGGGACGCGCCCGCCGUCAAGCCACGAGGGCCAGCCGUCAGGUCGCGGAGCCCGCCGUGCCACGCGCGCCAAGGGGCGGGCCGAAACCAGCGGGGGGUUUCGGGCACCCAACUCGCCUCCCUCCCACGGAGGGAGGAGGGGGGUUUAAUGUGAACAUUACUGUGCAAUCACAUAUUUAGAGUUUUUACUCAAUUCAAGUUUAAAAGUUAAAGUUUAAUAUUUGUUUUCACUGCAUGUUACUUCUCCUUAAACAAAGUGUUGUUUUUGAUUUAUAGAUUUUUGCACUUUAUUUUAUUGUAUUUCAAUUUAAUUAUAUUUUAAAAAUAUUUCAGUUGAGUGGAUGAUAGAAAAUUGCUAUUAUUGUUUUUUUCUUUGAAGUAAAUUUAGCCCACUUUUGCUAAAAUAGAAAAUAUAGGCUACUGAUGGUGCCUUGAAUACCGGUUUCUUUCAUUUAAUGUUCAUGUUAUGGGGAUUUUUAUAUAAAGGAAAUUUGUCUUUUGUGUCUGUUGAAAAUUAAAGAUUACUGACAGAGCCAUAAGAAAAUAUUGCUUUAUUUAUCUGAUCAUAUUGGAAUAUAUUUGUUAGGUUUUCAGUAGGUUCAAUUAGGUUCACUAGACUAUAUGCGUCAUUUAAAAAUUUUUCAAUGAACAUUCGAACAGUCCGGCCCUCGGCUUGUAGCUAAAUUUUUUAUUUGGCCCUCCGUCCAUUUGACUUUGACACCCCUGCCCUAGAGGGUGGGGGGGGGGGGGGGUUACCCACAUAUGCGGUCCUCUCCAAGGUUUCUCACAGUCAUUCACAUUGACGUCCCACUGGGGUGAGUUUUCCUUGCCCGUAUGUGGGCUCUGUACCGAGGAUGUCGUUGUGGCUUGUACAGCCCUUUGAGACACUUGUGAUUUAGGGCUAUAUAAAUAAACAUUGAUUGAUUGAUUGAUUGAUCUUGAUCCUGCUCCGUAGAAAUGAUGAAGAUGGGUCAGUACCUGUUCCUGCCUACUUGUAGUGGGCGGAGCCUAGCGGCCAAUUUUUUUUUGUCAUUUCUGCACUUUAAACAGAUUGUUGAUGAUAAAAUGCAAAAACAUGUUUUGCAAGUGACCGGAUGUGGGCCAGGCGCCAAACUUUGAUCUGAUGUUUCGCCACAAAACACAAAAUAUUAACUUGGUUCCACAAGUAUUUACGGCUAAUUCCUGUUUUUUCUUCAAUAAAACAAUUUACAAUCUGGUUGUGCAGGAGCCACCUUCUUCUGUUGACUUGCAUGUUAUUCCGCCAGGUGUCCACGGGGGGGCAGUAUAACGCUGCUUGCAGGAGCACAGGUGCAGGGAAUUAGCAAUCAGGUGUGAGGUUGGAGAUCAUGUUGUUCCUUCUGUGUUCCAGCACAACUUCUUUUAUUUCUCUUAGUCGUGGCUUGUUUUGGAGCGUUUCCAGUUAUUAAGAAGGUAAAUUCACCCACAGUCAAAACCUCCAUUUUCUGGAAAAAGCCAGAAGGCUAAAUCUUUUGGGGAAAGGAAACAAACUGGAUUUAUUGAGAAAAGACGACGAGUGAACAUUUGGUGGAAAAGAGAUCAUUCCUGACGUUAAGGACACCUUUUUGGGCAACUCCUGCAUUAACUUCACGUCCACCUUCCAUCACGUCUUCUCAGAGAAACAAUGGAGAAAAUCACAGAGAAACUUCUCCUGGAGAAAGGCUCUCCGAAAAGCAAGAAACUUGAAGACAUCAAAACAUUAAAUCUUUCCAAUCUGGGGCUAAAAUGUGCAGACUUACCGGUCAAGCUGCUGUCCCGCCUUUGGUCCCUGGAGAGCUGGGAUCUGUCUGGAAACAGACUGCAGGAGAUGCCCAAAAACCUGGAGCUUCCCAAGCUACGCCGCCUGGACCUGAGCGACAACCAGAUGGAAGACGUCACCCCUCUCGAGUGCCUGUGCAGCCUGGAGGAGCUCAAGAUGGAGGAUAACCUUUAUGUUACCGUGAGUGACAAUUACAAGCUCAUGACGCUGCUGCCCAAUUUGAGGAGCUACAACGGCAAAGACAUCACCACCACCGCCAACCACGUGCGCUUUGUGUUCACAGAGAACCUGAAGACCAGGAUGGUUGCAGUUUGGGAGAAGAGCUUCAGCCUCCCGGAUCCUUUCACAGAGCAGAAACUGUCAGUCCUGGAGAAAGACUUUGUCAACGCGGCAUGCCGAGAGGUGAAAUACGGACCCAGUUCGGUCAGCGACUUCACAAAAUGGAAGGUUGCAACCAUGGCCAGGGAGUACCUUCACUCCCUGAUGGCACCAAAGAAAGAAACGCCCAAGAAGACUUGUGGGGUGUCCACCCCCGUCAAAAGGAAGCACCAAACCCCCGCGUUGACAGACUCCCAAACCAGCCUGACGCCUUUAAAAAAGCCGCGAUCCGAUCCUUCGGCGCCCCCAGCUGAGGACAGCCUUCGCAAGUCCAGCCUGCGCCUUAGGAAUCAGGCGCUCACCGGCGGUGUUCCCUUGAGCCCUGCCAUGAGGAGGUCGCGUCCCUCCACCCCUACCCGGGCGUCGGCGGAGAAGGCGGCUGCAAGAAAGCCUUGCAACGUGCGGACGAUGAAGAUAGUGGCGGCUGGUGGAGCUCGGGGUCAACGUGGGGAGAACACAAGUGAUGAUGCGAUAAAGAAAAGCUGUGGCAGGACACAGCCAGUGCACCUGCAGCCUCUUCACGUGCUGCAGUGUCACAGCAAGCAGGACAACUCCGAGGACUUCUCCACUCAGCUUUGGGCCUGCGCCUUCCAGCCUCAGCAAGACUCUUCGGCAGGAAGCCGCUUGGUCGCCACCUGCGGGGGAGACUCCGUGUGUGUGAUAGACUGCGAGGCAGGCAUGGUCAUGAAGAAGUAUAAGGUCCCUGGAGAGGAGUUCUUCACCCUGGCCUGGUCCACGGUGCUGAUGUCCAGAGGGGGCGGGGCCACAGCACAGACUUGCAGCAUACUGGCGGCGGGGGGAAAGCGAGGCCUGGUCAAGCUGAUCCACCCCAAAUACAACGUGGCCUACGGAGAGUUCCGGGCCAGCCGCAAGGCGCUGUCGGUGCUGCGCUUCAACCAUCGGCGGGGCAACUUCCUUUUCACGGGCUCGUAUGACAACAAGAUAAUCCUGUGGGACAUCGGCGGUGUGGACAGCAGCUACAACUUCAAAGUCGUGCAGCUGCUGGCGUUGGAGAGCAGCGCCACCCCGCUACACAUCUGCCUGCCGCCCGCCGGGGCCGACGCCCACCUGCUGGCGGCGUGCGAGGACGGCCUGCACUGCUACAACACACAACUGUCCCCCAGCAGCGCCACCAAGAGGUCCAGAGAGGUGGAGAUCACCUUCCCCGUGUACGAGGAGGAGGACAAGGACCACGACUACCACACCGUGGACGGCCUCAGCUUUCUCACGGACGACAUCGUGGCCUCCAAGAACUUCACGCACGGCCGCAUCUACCUGUGGAGCUGGAACAGGACGCGCUCGCAGCGGCCCGGCAAGAGCGGACGCCUGCGAGCCGCCGUCCUGGCCGAGCUGCGCUGGGUCAACACGGAUAUUCCCUACUUGGCGGUCAACACCUGUCCUGGCCGAGCGUACGUCGUAUGCGGAGACAACGAGGGCAGGCUGUGGACGUACCACGUCACCCACAUCCAAAAAGACCGCUUCCAGACGGGGACGGCCAUCGAGCCCACAGAGGUGCUCCAGUGGCCCGCCCCUGUUUGCAAGGGUCUUGGCAAAGUGGAGGGCCCCUCCAUCAACAGCGUGGCCAUGGACCCCGACUUACAGUACCUGGUGGCCCUCAGCGACAAGAACAUGGUGGUGGUGUGGAAAAGGAUAGCGUCAUCCUGAAGUUGGAACGCUUGAAGAGCCUUUUCUUUUUAUUUUAAAAAGUAGUAAAUGUUGGUGUUGAAGGAGUCCGUGAUAUGUUACACCUAAAAAAUUAAUACUACUUUAUUGCCUCAGCCUUUAAAAAAUACUUUUUAUUGUUUUCUUGUAAUUUGACUACAAGAUAUACUGAUUUAUGUCAUGUGUCCCCUAAAAUA
This is a messenger RNA of Entelurus aequoreus (snake pipefish), 4024 nucleotides long. RefSeq names its product leucine-rich repeats and WD repeat domain containing 1 (gene lrwd1). Gene Ontology annotation, cellular component: nuclear origin of replication recognition complex. The transcript is spliced from 16 exons. The record is from RefSeq and is a predicted model, not a curated record. Gene Ontology annotation, molecular function: protein binding; chromatin binding. Gene Ontology annotation, biological process: establishment of protein localization to chromatin; chromatin organization. The coding region runs from base 1653 to 3830 and encodes 725 amino acids. NCBI's taxonomy places the organism in Eukaryota, Metazoa, Chordata, Actinopteri, Syngnathiformes, Syngnathidae.